AUGAAUCACCGCGGUGUCGGAUGUGAGGUGGACAAGGACGACUUCAUGUCGAUCGAGGACGAACAGUGGAUCACCGAUGGCGUGGUGGACUUUCACAACGUGCUGCUUAGCAUCAGGAAGCCGUCGCUCCGCGACGGCAAGACAUGGGCCGCCAUGGACUGCAAGGCCUAUUCACAGACGACAGCUGCGCAUGGAGUGCCGUUAACGCUGGGGAGUGGGCGGCCGCUUUUGGAACACGAUUAUCUUGCGAUCCCGGUCCUAGAGUCGCGGGAGAUGCGCCGAGACUUGUGUGCACACGCUGGCGGAGAGCUUCUGAAACAACUACAGGAACUGGGGAUUGAAGUCCCGCCGCAAGACGAAGGCCUGGUUACCGCAGAGGGGACAGUGGUGCAGGUGAGAAACACUGCGGAGGGAGAUGGGAGGCAAGCGCCAAACACUCGCCAUGAUGAGGACGCUCGGUUUACGGAGAUGACGAGGCGCAUAGCAUCGCUGCAUAACGAUGUGAGGUACCUGGACGCCAGCUUCACCGUGAUCGCCAACUUCGUGGGCCUGAGCCGGGACGAGGUGGUGUCCGCUGCAACCCAACUGCUGCUGCAUGGAGGGGUCGCGGGGAACGGCACGAAAACAGAGGCGGGUGGCAACAAGCAUGCGCCACGCACACCCCAGCGUCCGUCUGCCCGGAAGAGGCGAGAUGACAGCAGUCCUGAGGAGGACGGCGUGCGCAACCUCACCCAGGUGGCGCUGGCCUCCACGUUCGCCGCAUGUGCGCCGACACCGAGCCUGCUGCAGAACCCGCUGAUCUCGAACGGGGCCAUACCUCCCUGGAUGUUGACGCGCCCGCGGCUGCUGUCCGGCACGGGUGUGCCAGCUGGACCUGACGUGUGGGGAGACAGGCUUGGGCAGGAGACGGCGAAGGCCGACGAAGAGGAGGAUCUCGUGUCAGACUCAGAUGACGAGGACGGUGGCGAAGAUACAAGUGCAACCAGGUACACGGGUGUGAAGCUGGAUCCGAACACCGGCAAGUACUGCGUCAAGAUUUUGUUUAAAGAACGUGGGAAGCGCAAGCAGCAGAGACUGGGAGGGUACACCACUGAGGAGGAGGCGGCAUUUGCAUACGCCGCCGGUGCGUUCGUGCUGAGGCCUAGCGAGAGGAUACCCAACACCGUCAGCCUGUCGGCCGCAGAGAAGGCAACGCUGCGGGGGUGCACCAAAGAAGAUUUACAGACCCUGGUGGAAGCGAGGAAGUGGUGGAGGUGGAGGAGUUGGCGUGAGGCGCUGGAGAGCGUGGGCCAGCGGUUGAAACGAGUGAGGAAGCGUGGGGGUGCAACAGGUGCAUCAAAGAGGCGCAGGGUUGUGGACCACGACCACACAGCUACCAACGACCCAGCGGCAACCGACAAUGCUGAGAGUGGGGGGACGGCCCCAGUGACAAACGAGCAAGGCGGAGGUGCAAGGGACAAUGACCAGGAAGAGCGGAGGGAAGACACUGGAGCUGAGGAGAAGACAUCAGAGAUGGCUGCAUAA
Molecule: messenger RNA, 1524 nt
Organism: Closterium sp. NIES-65
Lineage: Eukaryota; Viridiplantae; Streptophyta; Zygnematophyceae; Desmidiales; Closteriaceae
Source: the annotation of a GenBank genome assembly